GAAAUAGAAGAAGAAAUGGCUGCAGCAGUAGCACAAGGAGUCAGUCUGAACCACAUUUCCCGAGAAUCCUCGGACAUCAGGCGCCUCGCAGAGUUCUACAAAGAGAUAUUUGGGUUCGAGGAGAUAGAGAGCCCAAACUUUGGGGAAUUCAAGGUGAUAUGGCUGAACUUACCCUCCACUUUUUCUAUGCACCUAAUCGAGAGGAACCCAACUUACCAGCUUCCUGAAGGACCCUGGAGCGCCACGUCACCUGUUGCCGACCCCAGCCACCUUCCCAGAGGCCACCAUAUCUGCUUCUCUGUCUCCAAUUUCGACUCUUUUGUGCAAACACUCAAGGAAAAGGGAAUUCAAACUUUUCAGAGGUCACUACCUAAUGGCAAGGUUAGGCAGGUCUUUUUCUUUGAUCCAGAUGGCAACGGUUUGGAGGUUGCAGGACAGUAAGCUCCAUGGCAGCUCAGAGGGUUGCUUGAAAUGGUAAAGGAGAUUGAUAAGUCGGUACACCCUUCCGUCGACAAUAAGUUGCAAUCCUUGCUCUAUGAAGUUGUAGUGAUUCAUAUGUCAUUGUAACUAUGAUGUAUAUGUAUGCUUUUCUAAUCAGUUGAUAGUCGUCAACUCAACAUAGACAUAAAUUAUAGAAGAGAUAACUGUAUUUCACUAGUGUGUUGUAUUAAAACUUAAUUGGUCGAAUGCAUUCUUAUGCCAUCUGCUUGCUUGAUUAACUUAACUUUGAGCAUUACAUGAUUAAUCAA
Messenger RNA from Fragaria vesca subsp. vesca, 749 nucleotides. RefSeq names its product methylmalonyl-CoA epimerase, mitochondrial-like. The record is from RefSeq and is a predicted model, not a curated record. The transcript has 4 exons. Lineage: Eukaryota; Viridiplantae; Streptophyta; Magnoliopsida; Rosales; Rosaceae. Bases 16 to 441 code for a protein of 141 amino acids.